Fusarium graminearum PH-1 is the source of this 3609-nucleotide messenger RNA. RefSeq names its product chromosome segregation protein sudA. NCBI's taxonomy places the organism in Eukaryota, Fungi, Ascomycota, Sordariomycetes, Hypocreales, Nectriaceae. Gene Ontology annotation, molecular function: ATP binding; protein binding; double-stranded DNA binding. Gene Ontology annotation, biological process: mitotic sister chromatid cohesion. The coding region runs from base 1 to 3609 and encodes 1202 amino acids. The transcript has 4 exons. Gene Ontology annotation, cellular component: chromosome. The record is from RefSeq and is a predicted model, not a curated record.
AUGUAUAUCAAGCAAAUUAUCAUCCAGGGCUUUAAAAGCUACAAGGACCAAACAGUCAUCGAGCCCUUUUCUUCAAAGACCAAUGUCAUUGUCGGUCGCAACGGUUCGGGAAAAAGUAAUUUCUUCGCAGCCAUCCGGUUUGUUCUCAGCGAUGCAUACACCCAGAUGAGUCGCGAGGAGCGGCAGGGUCUUCUCCACGAAGGCUCAGGCUCUGCCGUCAUGUCUGCAUACGUCGAGAUCAUUUUCGAUAAUAGCGACGACCGAUUCCCGACCGGAAACAAGGAGGUUAUCUUGCGCCGCACCAUCGGUCUGAAAAAGGACGAAUACUCAGUGGACCGCAAGGUGGUGACCAAGGCCGAUGUCAUGAACCUACUUGAAGCUGCUGGAUUCUCGCGAUCAAAUCCGUACUACAUCGUGCCACAGGGACGAGUUACCGCACUGACGAAUAUGAAAGAGUCCGACAGGCUCAAUUUAUUGAAGGAGGUAGCGGGAACACAAGUGUACGAGACACGUCGUGCAGAAUCACUGAAAAUUAUGAACGAGACAAACAAUAAGAGAGAAAAGAUCGAUGAGCUUCUGGUGUACAUCAAAGAAAGACUCAACGAGCUGGAGGAAGAAAAGGAAGAGCUCAGAGGGUUCCAGGACAAGGACAGGGAGAGACGAUGCCUCGAAUACGCAUACUACCACAACAUACAGCUCAACGUCCAAUCUGCCCUCGAGGAGCUCGAUAAUGCGCGACAAGAUGGCAUCGAUAGUUCCGACACCAACAGAGCAGAGUUCUCGCAGGGAGAAAAGGCGAUAUCAAGGCUUGACUCGGAGAUUCACAAGUUAGAGAGAGAGAUGGAGCUUCUACAGAUCGACCGACGACAACUCGAGGAAGAUAGACGUGACAGUGCCAAGAGUAUGGCCAAAGCUGAGAUGAAGACCAAGAACUUGAAAGAAGGCCAAUCCGCCCAGGAACAAGCCCGAGCUCAGCAUGCAGCUGAUCUUGAGUCCGUGCAGAACGAGAUAGCAUCAAAAGAGCAGCAGCUGUCCGUCAUUUUGCCAGCAUACAACGAGAAAAAGCAGGAAGAGGACAAUGUUCGACGACAACUCGACCACGCCGAAUCUACACGCAACCGUUUGUUCGCCAAACAGAGCCGUGGCUCUCAGUUCAGAAACAAAUCCGAGCGCGAUGCAUGGCUAAAGAAGGAAAUCCAAGAACUUGAACUCAAUAUCAGCACACAAAAAGCCAACAAGAUUGACGCAGAUGAGGAAGUUCAGAGAGUUCACGAAUCAAUUGCCCAAGCAGAGCAAGAGGUUGCCGAGCUGCGAAAUCGUCUCGCCAACUUUAGUGCUGAGAGAGGAGCCCUUGAGGAGGAGGCAACAAAGGCAGGUGAUGUUAUCGACAAACUCAACGAUGAGCGAAAACUUGUCAGACGUGAAGACGACAAGCUUAACUCAGUCAUCGCCAAUGCUCGCCAGGAGAAAGAGGCUGCUGAGCGUGAACUGUCGCAUACUAUGGACGGAGCAACUGCUCGUGGUUUAGCAACAAUCCGACGACUGAAGCAAGAGCGUGAUAUUCCUGGAGCAUAUGGAACACUGGCUGAACUUCUCCAAGUCAGUGAUGCAUACAGGCUUCCUGUCGAGCAGAUUGCCGGCGCAAGUCUCUUCCAUUAUAUUGUCGACAACGCAGACACUGCCACCUACCUCGCAGACACUCUGUACAGACAACAGGGAGGUCGAGUUACGUUCAUGCCUCUUGCUCAGCUGCGGCCCAAGUCGAUUAACCUCCCUAGGUCUAACGAUGCGGUGCCCCUCCUUAGUAAGAUCUCAUACGAUGAAGCGUACGAGAAGGCUUUCCAGCAAGUAUUUGGCAAGGUUGUUGUCUGCCCUAACCUGACUGUAGCAAGCCAAUACGCACGAAGCCACGGCGUAGACGGUAUCACUGCUGAAGGUGACACAACCAACAAGAGGGGUGCGAUGACUGGUGGAUACAUCGAUCCUCGCAAGUCUCGUUUGCAAGCUGUCCAGGCCGUGAACAAGUGGCGGGGUGAAUACGAGAGAUUGCUGGCACAGUCCCGGGACAUCCGACAACAGACAGAGCUGAAGGAUCAAGAGAUUACAGCGGCCAUGUCAGAACUCCAGAAGGCCAGGGAGAGACUACGACAAGCUGUUGAUGGGUUUGAGCCACUCAGACAUGAGCUGAUGAACAAGUCGACACAUCUGGAGAACGAGCGAGGCCAUCUCGACGCAGCUGUCAAACGCCGAGAUGCUGUUGAAAGUAACAUGAACAGUUUCUUGGAAGACCUUGCUGGCCAUGAGACUGAGCUCAAAUCAGAUUUUAAGAAGAAUCUGACCUCGGCAGAAGAGCACCAGCUGGAAGAACUUGGCAACAGUAUCCAAGAACUUCAGAAGGAAUGGAACGAGCUCAGCAGGGCUCGACGUGACCUGGGACGGCAGAAGCAGCUCCUCGAGGUUGACCUUCGCCAAAAUCUGCAAAUGAAGCUUGACCAGCUCAACAGUCAGGCCUUUGAGAACUCGACCUCUGGUUCUUCAGCUGGUGGAUUGAAGGAGGCCCAAAGAGAACUUAAGAAGGCACAGAAAGCGCAGAAAACCGUCGAGGCAAGUCUUCAGGAAGUAGAAGCUAAGCUGGACGACUCGCAAGCCCGAUUAGAGCAACUGGAGAACGAUAGAGCGCAGCGGGAGCAGGCCCAACAAGAGAUAUCCGCAAGGAUCGAGAAACAGCAGAAGAGAAUGGACAAGAGUCUUCGAAGGAAAGCCGUCUUGACAACACAAGCCGCCGAGUGUGCCCAGACCAUUCGUGAUCUUGGUGUGCUCCCCGAAGAAGCUUUUGACAAGUACGAGAACAUGGAUCCCAAGACGGCAAGUUUUCCCCGCCACGGGUUAGCGAAAGCGAACACUAACAUGUCUUUAGGUCACGUCAACAAGAAGGCCUUUGAACAGUACAAUAACUUUACGACACAACAAGACCAGCUUAUGAAGCGACGUAAGGAGUUGGACGAGUCCCAAGAAUCCAUCGAGGAACUCGUUGAGCAUCUCGAUCGCCGAAAGGAUGAAGCUAUCGAGCGAACAUUCAAGCAAGUUUCAAGAGAGUUUACAACCAUUUUCGGCAAGCUUGUGCCUGCUGGUCACGGCCGCCUGCUGAUCCAGCGACGGGCGGACCGUCGUCAAGAACCUACUGACGAAUCUGAUGGAGAGGCUCGAGGUGCUGUUGAAAACUACACAGGUGUCGGAAUCAGUGUGUCAUUCAACUCCAAGCACCUUGACGAGCAACAGAAAAUCCAGCAGCUCAGUGGUGGUCAGAAGAGUUUGUGUGCCCUAUGCCUUAUCUUCGCUCUUCAGGCAACUGAGAGCAGUCCUAUGGUCAUUUUCGACGAGGUCGACGCCAACUUAGACGCCCAAUACCGAACAGCGGUUGCAGCCCUGCUUGAUUCCAUCUCCAACGAGAUUGGUACACAAUUCAUCUGCACCACUUUCCGACCUGAGAUUGUGCAUGUCGCAGACAGAUGUUAUGGUGUGACGUUCCGCAACAAGACCAGCUCGAUCGACUGCGUUAGCACCGAGCAAGCACUUGACUUUGUUGAGGGUCAAGCGAAGCCUGCUUAG